This is a messenger RNA of Insectozyma verbasci, 1851 nucleotides long. The record is from the annotation of a GenBank genome assembly. Lineage: Eukaryota; Fungi; Ascomycota; Pichiomycetes; Serinales; Debaryomycetaceae.
AUGGAUAAUAAAGUACCUUUACAUCCUGAACCAAAGAAGUUCAAAGUUCCAAAGGGACCAAAACCUAUUCAUCAUAAGAAUAAAAAUUUAAUAGGUUUAGGUAGAACUAUUGCAAAUCAAAGAUCAAAAGAAAAUGCUAUACAAUAUUUACCGGACGGUGAAAUGAGAUUUACAACUGAUAAAAAAGAAGCUAAUUGGGUUAAAUUAAGAUCGGUCACUCAAGAAAACUCUCUUGAUGAAUUUUUGAAUACUGCUCAAUUAGCUGAUACUGAUUUUACUGCUGAAAAAUCAAAUCAAGUUAAAAUUAUCAAAGUUGGUAAUACUAAUAUUAUAAAUAAUAGUGGUUUAUUAAGUGUUGACGAAAUGUUAGCAUUAAGGCAAAAGCAUAUGUUAUUUGAGAAUAAAUUAACAAUACCAAGAAGACCAAAAUGGAACAAAAAUCAAUCAAGUUUAGAAAUCAACAGACAAGAAAAUUUAUCGUUCCUUGAAUGGAGAAGAGAUUUGGCUAAUUUAACAGAAAACAACGAUUUAUUAUUAACUCCAUUUGAAAGAAAUAUAGAAGUUUGGAAGCAACUUUGGAGAGUUGUUGAAAAAUGUGACUUAAUUGUUCAAAUUGUAGAUGCCAGAAAUCCAUUAUUUUUUAGAUCAUUAGAUUUAGAAAAAUAUGUUAAGGAAUUGGGUGAUAAGAAUAAUUUAUUAUUGGUGAAUAAAGCUGAUUUAUUAACUAAACAACAAAGAAUAGCAUGGGCAAAUUAUUUUAAAACAAUAGGUAUAAAUUAUACAUUUUUCUCAGCUGCAAAAGCAAAUGAAUUGUUGGAAAAGGAGGAGGAAGAGUUGGAAGAAGAAGAAGAAGAAGAAUUGGAUGAAUCAAUAAGGAUAUUGAAAAUAGAUGAACUUGAGAAAUUAUUCAUAGAUGCAUCACCCAAGACAGAAGAGAAAUUAAAUAUUGGGUUAGUUGGGUAUCCAAAUGUGGGUAAAUCAUCAACUAUAAAUGCUUUAGUUGGAUCUAAAAAAGUUUCAGUUUCUGCAACACCAGGUAAAACUAAACAUUUUCAAACAAUACAUUUAUCACCAGAUGUUUUACUUUGCGAUUGUCCUGGUUUAGUAUUUCCAAAUUUUGCAUAUACAAAUGCUGAAUUAGUAUGUAAUGGUGUUUUGCCAAUCGAUCAAUUAAGAGAACAUAUACCACCAGUUUCUUUAUUAUGUCAAAGAAUACCUAAGUAUUACUUGGAAGCAUUAUAUGGUAUUCAUAUACCUAUACAAAAGAUUGAAGAUGGUGGAAAUGGUGAAUAUCCAACAGCAAGAGAAUUAUUAAAUGCAUAUGCAAGAGCAAGAGGCUAUAUGACACAAGGUUUUGGUUCUGCAGAUGAAAGUAGAGCUUCAAGAUAUAUUUUAAAAGAUUAUGUAAAUGGUAAAAUGGUUUUUAUAAAUUCACCACCACAACAGAAAGGAGAAGAAUGGGAAUUGCCAAAUUUACAACAAUCAAGAGAAUUUAAUAAAGAACUAUAUACUUUGAACAACCUUCCUGCUUCAAGACAAGAGCAAAUCAAAGCUGCAAUGUUGCAUAAAAAUUUAAAAAUUGAUGAAUUUAAUUUGUCUAAAGAUUUAUCAAAAUUAAACUUUUCAAUGCAUAUUGGUGAAACAAGUGAUGAAAAAGCAAAUACUAAAUUUUAUGGUGGUAAAAAUGCUGAAUUAGAAAGUGCUGGUGAUGAUUUAGAUAAAGAAUUUUUUAAUAUGAAUAAUAUUCAAGGUAAAAUUGAAAGUCCAUUUCAUAAAAAGAUAACAUUAAAUAGUAAGAAACAUAAUAAGAAGAACAAGAAAGCUGAUAAAAAGAAAAGGGUAGUCAAUUAA